GUCAUAGUUAUUUCUUUUCCAGUACAGUAAUAAGUGGCAUGGCCACAAUGAGUCAAUAAACCUAUUAAUUUGCGUAGGUUAUUUGAAUUCAUUUUAUUUUCCAGUCAUUCCUUUAUUCACUAGUAGAAAAAAGCAAAUGAGCUGCCCCAAAUGAGAAGCGGUUAUUGAAUUCCUCUUCCAAAAACCAACAAAAAAAAAAAAACUUGAAACAUACAAAUGGGGAGCGGUUAUGGGUAAACCGCUCCCAAAUAUUGUAAUUAGAAGCGGUUUGAACAUUGAACCGCUCCCCAUUUGCCAAAAAAACCCUAACAAUAAUAGUUUCCCCUCAUUUCUCACGCCUUCUUCUUCUUCUCUCCCCUUAUUUCUCACACCUUUCGCCUGUCUCCUCUCCUCUCUCCAUCUCCUUCUAUCUCUGCUCUCUCUUCUCCUCUCUCCAUCUCCUUCUCCUCUCUUUAUCUCCUUUCUUUUCUCUCUUCUCUUUUCAUCGGCCAAAACAACCACCGACAACCACCCCAUUAACAUAGCGAUCAACACCCCAUCAACACAGCGACCAACACUGAGCAACAUCGAGCAACAACGAGCACUACCAAGCAAUAACGAGCAACCCACCGAGCAACAACCACCGAGCAACAUCGAGCAACCCAUCAAGCAACAGCGGCACACCAACAACAACAACACCGACGACGCCCAUCGAGCACCACCAGCGUUUUCAUAUCUAAUUUUAAUUCAGAUGCGUUGGUGGCGUCAGAUGGGUGGUGGCUUCAGAUGUGUGGUGGUGGCUGAAUAGCAGAUGCGUGGUGGUGGCUUUAGUAGUAUUUUUUUUUUUGAAUUAUAAAUGUAAUUUUUUUUUGACAAAUUAUAAAUGUAAUAUUACAACAACUUAUUAAUGGAAAUAUAUAUUUUUAUACA
Molecule: messenger RNA, 909 nt
Organism: Chenopodium quinoa (quinoa)
Lineage: Eukaryota; Viridiplantae; Streptophyta; Magnoliopsida; Caryophyllales; Amaranthaceae
Exons: 2
Coding region: 230-787 (185 amino acids)
Source: RefSeq, a predicted model, not a curated record